GCCAAACAUUAUAGGCCGUCAAAAGCGACCAAACUAGCCUCCAACAGCACAAGCCCUACUUCUACCUUCCGCUUAUAUAUCCAUCUCUCUUCCAAUUUCUUCACGUCUCUGCAGUUUUCACUUCCAUCCAACAGAAAUCAGAUCCAUUUUUUAGUUUCCAAUCACCACCAUCAUGUUUGGCCGUGUUCCUAAGAAGAGUGAUAAUUCAAAGUAUUACGAAAUUCUUGGUGUGCCACAAAGUGCCAGUCAAGAUGAACUGAAGAAGGCUUACCGGAAGGCUGCCAUAAAGAAUCAUCCUGACAAAGGUGGAGACCCUGAGAAGUUCAAGGAAUUGUCUCAAGCAUAUGAAGUCCUCAGCGAUCCAGAAAAACGAGAAAUUUAUGAUGAAUAUGGUGAAGAUGCUUUGAAAGAGGGAAUGGGAGGAGGCGGUAGCUCCUCUGGGAACCCAUUUGAUGUGUUUGAGCAGUUCUUUGGUGGUGGUGGUUUUGGAGGAGGAUUUGGUGGUGGUGGUAGUUCAAGAACUAGGAAGAAGCAAGGAGAAGAUGUAAAACAAAUCCUAAAGGUUUCUUUGGAGGAAGUGUAUAAUGGCACAAUGAAGAAACUCUCUCUUUCAAGGAAUAUUUUGUGCAAAAAGUGUAAAGGGAAAGGUUCGAAGAGUGGUGCUUCAUCUAGAUGUCAUGGAUGCCAAGGGUCUGGAAUGAGGGUCACAACUCGACAGAUCGCCCCAGGAAUGAUCCAACAAAUGCAGCAUGUUUGUUCUGAAUGCAGAGGCUCUGGAGAAUCAAUCAACGAGAGAGAUAGAUGCCAGCAGUGCAAAGGAAAGAAGGUUACACAGGAGAAGAAAGUGCUUGAGGUUAAUGUUGAAAAAGGAAUGCAGAAUGGUCAAAAGAUAGUGUUUGAGGGCCAAGCUGAUGAAGCUCCUGAUACCGUUACAGGAGAUAUUGUUUUCGUAUUGCAACUGAAAGAACACCCCAAAUUUAAGAGAAAGCAAGAUGAUCUCUAUGUGGAACACAAUGUUAGCUUAACCGAAGCUCUUUGCGGGUUCCAGUUUGUUCUUACUCAUCUUGAUGGCAGACAACUUCUUAUCAAAACGAAUCCUGGAGAAGUGAUCAAACCUGAUCAAUACAAAGGAAUCAACGAUGAGGGAAUGCCACAGUACCAACGACCAUUCAUGAAGGGCAAGCUCGUAAUCCAUUUCAAUGUUGCAUUUCCCGAAACUGGGGCUCUGACCCCCGAGAAAUGCAAGAUUCUGGAGACCAUUUUACCCCCUGCAAGCACGAGUUCAUCUGAAAUGGCGGUUGAUGAUUGUGAAGAAACCAUUUUACAUGAUGUGAAUAUGGAAGAAGAAAUGAGGAGGAAAGAGUAUCAGAGACAGCAGGAAGCGUACGAUGAAGAUGAAGACGAUGAACCUGGAAUGCAACGCGUGGGUUGUAAUCAGCAGUAAGAUCCAUCUUUUGCGGUUUUAUAAAGGGUAGAGAUUUGUGAUUCUUAUGAUGUUUGUGAAGAUUUAUGGCUAUUCUGCUCGCUGAUUCUUAGUUUUCGUGCGUUUUUCGAGAUUUUGAGCUUUGGCUCGGCUUUCUUUUGUUGAUUUUAUGAUAUAUUCGACACUUAUGAAAUUGAGUUUUUGCUUGCCUUGUUAUAGUUCUUCACACCUUUCUAA
Messenger RNA from Cynara cardunculus var. scolymus (artichoke), 1660 nucleotides. Its product is annotated as dnaJ protein homolog. Gene Ontology annotation, molecular function: ATP binding; Hsp70 protein binding. The record is from RefSeq and is a predicted model, not a curated record. Gene Ontology annotation, cellular component: cytoplasm; cytosol. The transcript is spliced from 8 exons. NCBI's taxonomy places the organism in Eukaryota, Viridiplantae, Streptophyta, Magnoliopsida, Asterales, Asteraceae. The coding region runs from base 173 to 1444 and encodes 423 amino acids. Gene Ontology annotation, biological process: protein refolding; response to heat.